CAGGGAGCUGAGAAGAAACACACUUUGAAUGUCAUCACGCCGUCCUUCAAACAAAGACUGUCAGCGAUGUUUAACUUUUAUUUUCUUGACCGCUCUCUGCACACAUUGAUCGUGUUUAUGUUUCUUUGUAGGCUUAAAGAAAACAUCUGAUCAUCAACAUCAAGUCAUGGCUAGACACCGGAGGGGGAGGAGCCUGUCCGAGGCGCUGACCCUGGAUCAGCUGGAGGAGGGAGGGGUCGUCAUUUCCAGCAUCAGCAACCCCAAACACAGCCAGGACCUAAAGGAAGGGGAUGAAAUUAUGGGGGCAACCAUAAAUUUUGAUCAACUAUCAAAAGAGGAAGUGUUGAAAGUCCUGAAGCUAAUGGAGCCGUUCGAAGAUAAAAUCCAAGUUCACACUCGAAACAACUUAAGCAAGAGUCUCAGUGACCUGGAUGUGUGUGCCAGGAACCCUGAGAAGAUGCUCACCGAUUCCUACAGCAAACUCUACAAGACAAAAAUAAAGAAGUUUUUGAAGGAUGACUUGCCCAGUGACGAAGGCAGCAUUGCGAGUGGCGAGCCUACAGCUACUCCUGCAUCCAAGGUCAAGCCCAAACAUGACACAGAACUUCCUCGCCUUGGAGUUGACUUUGGACUUCUAAAACCCAAGACUCCAAAAACAGAUGCCAGUUCAGAUUUAACGGAUGACAGCAACAUGGCCCUUCCAUCCCUGAGUCUCGGCUUCAACGGUGGCAGUCAAAGUGACAUUGAAGAACCAAGACUGGACCUUAAUACUCCAAAGACUUUUCCAGAAGGUCUUAAAGCCAAGACUUUUGGUGAUCCAGAAGUAGAUUUUGAAUUGAAAGAUUUGGAUGUUGCAGUUCCUAUGGUGGAGGCAGACCUAAAGAGAGAAGACAUCCCAACCACUAGUGUUGAUGGUCCCAAACUGAACAUUAAAGGAACAAGCCCACAAUCAAAAGGUCCAAAAUAUAAUUUUCCAAAGCUAUCUAUAUCAGGGCCUUCUCUUAAUGGCCCUGAAGGUCAAAUCGACCUACCAGAUGUAGCAACUAAACAGGAACCCUCAGGAAAACUCAGUGUCAAGAAGUCUAAACGCAUUAAGCCCCCAGAUCUGAAUUUGGACGAUCCUUCCAGUUUUGUGGAGUUUCUAGAAUUAAAAUCUGGAGAUUUAGAUUUGGAUUCUCCAUCUCAUGGUCUCCCAAACCUGGAAUUUGAUGCCAAAACAAAAGAUGAUGUUAAAAGACCAAAGAAAAAAGCAAUAGAUCUGUCUGUUCCAUCAGUUGGUAUUAAAAGUUCAACUAAAAAAUACAAACCCCCUAAGUUUGAGAUGCCCAAAUUUGAUUUGCCAGAAAUCCCAAUUCCUGAUUUAGAUGGAGAUUUUAAGCAAGCUGAUCUGCAGCUGACCACACCUGACAACGACAUCACCUUUCCAGAUGGAGAGUUAAACAUUCAAGGUCCAUCUGGAAAAGUCAGGGCUACAGAUGUCAACCUGGACAUGCCCUCGGGUAACCUGAAAAGGCCAGAACUUCAAGGUCCAGACUGGGAUAUCAAUGCUCCUUCAGGGAAAUUGAACAUGGACAUGAAGACACCAGAUGUCGACAUCGGUUCACCAAAAGGAAAGCUCAAAUUUCCCAAAAUGAAAAUGCCCAAAUUCAACUUCCCGAACUUCAAAGGUCCUGAAGUUGAUGCCAAAUUGGAUCAUCCAGAUUGGGAUGUAAAUGCUCCAAAUUUGAAACUCAAAGGUCCAAAAACUGAUCUAGAUGCAGAUGUGUCUGCUCCAUCCUGGAAAUUCAAAAAACCCAACUUUGACUUUCCUGACAUGAACCUCAAGGGUCCAAAAUUAGAUGGUCCCAAUCUGGACUUUAAAUCACCUGACUUUGAUGUCUCUGGACCCAAACUAAAGGGAGGAAUUGAUGCCCCAGACAUAAACCUGCCCAAGGUUGAUCUCAAAGCUCCUAAACUGGACCUCAAUGCUCCAGAUGUCAACCUGGACAUGCCCUCGGGUAACCUGAAAAUGCCAGAACUUCAAGGUCCAGACUGGGAUAUCAAUGCGCCUUCAGGGAAAUUGAAAAUGCCCAAAAUGAAUCUUUCAGGAACGUUACCAAAAGGACCAAAUCUGGAUGCAGAUCUGACAUCACCAGAAUUCACUGGCUCUCCAAGAGCAAAACUAAAAAUCCCUAAAGUUGGUUUGUCUUCUCCCAAGGGACGUGAGAUUGAUGGAAAUGUAAAAGGCUUUGAAGUUCCUGAAGUUGACUUUGGAUCCCCAUCAUGGAAAUUGAAAAUGCCAGAUGUAGGAUUUUCAAAACCAAAGUUUGAUAGCCCAGAUCUUGAUCUAAGUUCUCCUAGUCUUGAUACCAAAAUACCAAAGUCCAACAUGAAACUGAAUUCAGAUUUUGAAACUCCAGAUUCAAACUUUAGACUUCCUAAGGUGAAAGGUGCCUCUAAUUCCCCUAACAUGGGUUUGCCAGAUGUGGACCUCAAAGCUCCCAAAAUGGACAUCUCCACUCCAGAUAUUGAUAUUGGUGUUCCUGAUAUGAAUCCAAAAAUGCCCAAAAUGAAGAUGCCAAAGGACAUCAAUGGGCCCAACAUUAGCAUUCCAAAUGGGGAUGUUUUUGAACCAAGGCUGAAGGGGCGUGGUGUAAACAUGCCAGCUCUAGAUCUACAUGGCCCUCAAAUCAAGGGUCCGAGAUUAGACCUUCAAGAAAAACAUCCUGAUUUCCAGAUGCGGGGCAAUAUGGGACAACCUAGUAUGAACUUCAGUUCCCCAAAAAUGACAGAUUUCAGAGGGCCAAAGACUGGUAUAAACUUCCCACCUGCAGAUGUCCGUGGUCCUCAGGCUGAUCUGGAACUGACAGAUAGAAAGUUUAAACUUCCCUCUUUUAAAAUGCCUCAAUAUGGGGGCACAAAUAUUCACAAUUUGGGCUGUGAUAUUGACUUUGGGGAAUCUUUUAUCCCAAAAACUCUUUCUCCUCCAAAUGCAACACUUAACAUGAGAUCAGGAACCACAAAGGGAAAUCUCAGAAGUCCGAGGCUCACUGCACAAAACAAUAUGGUCUCUAACAUGCCCAAAGCAGCAAUUCGCACUUCACAGCCUCAUCACAGAUCUUCAGGUUUAGAUAUAGACAAUCCCUCAGCAAAAUUCCAAGGACCUUCCCCCAAAAUGUACACAAAUGUGAGCAUGAAAACGCCUGUCCUGGACAUAGAUCAAGACGUCAGGCUUCGUCCCAACAGAAGAGCCUCCAGAAGCAACGUAAGAUCCAGUUAUCCUGCAGCGAAUGCUGCUCUAUAUCCACACAUGGAUUUUAGACAUUCAGACCUCAACAUCGAUGACUUCACUGGAAAAGAUUAUGUGCUUCGAGCCAGAGGUUCAAAUCUGGAUCUCAGUGAGAGACACAACUAUGGACAGAUGAUCCCGACUCCACGGGUUCAUGUGGACUCAAGAGGUUCCAGAAAACCCAGACCCAUGACAACCAAUGAUUUCACUCUACCGGGUUUGUCUCACAGUUUGCAUAAAGUGCCCCAGUACGGUUCAGAUGGAUACCUCGUCACUGUUUUCCCUAAUCAAACUCCAAAUUCAAAAAUGCAAAACCUUAAAUAUAAUACUCCCAAAAGGCAAAACUUUCUGCCAACCAAUCUGGAUCUUGAUGUUCCAUAUCAAAAUAAUCUAAAAGGCUCCACGUUCUUUUUCUCCAAUGUUGUCUAGUCAUUGCAGUUUCAACGUAUUUUGGUGUUUAAGUCUGUGUUAUGUAACGGCUUUUUAUGAUUCAUGCACUUUUUCUAAGAAAUGUAUAGAUUUCAACUUUUACAGAAUAAAAAAAACUGUUAAAACUUGUUUUGAUAGAAGGCAGAUUUUUAUUUGUUUUUACUUUUAGUUAAAUGGAGAUUUAUUUAGCAUUUUUCCCAUUUUAACGUUGAUUGUGUUUUGUAAAAACAAAGAUUACAGAAGGACGUUCUUUGGUUAAAUAUUUGAUUUUGUAAAAUAUUCAAGUUUUCUUCUAUUUUGGAUCAACAUAUAUUUAUUUUCUGUGUUCGUCCCUUCAGUUGUGGAUGUUUUAAUAUAAGCUCUGUGGAGGAUUUUGUUGUGUAUGUUACAGGAAAAAAUCUCAUCUUUUAUAAUUAAAUAAAACUGUCCUGAUACAAAUCUAUAUUGUUUAAUC
Oryzias melastigma (Indian medaka) is the source of this 4151-nucleotide messenger RNA. RefSeq names its product neuroblast differentiation-associated protein AHNAK. The transcript has 4 exons. Gene Ontology annotation, cellular component: nucleus; cytoplasm. Lineage: Eukaryota; Metazoa; Chordata; Actinopteri; Beloniformes; Adrianichthyidae. The record is from RefSeq and is a predicted model, not a curated record. The coding region runs from base 167 to 3697 and encodes 1176 amino acids. Gene Ontology annotation, biological process: regulation of RNA splicing.